Molecule: messenger RNA, 2865 nt
Organism: Pestalotiopsis fici W106-1
Lineage: Eukaryota; Fungi; Ascomycota; Sordariomycetes; Amphisphaeriales; Sporocadaceae
Exons: 1
Coding region: 1-2865 (954 amino acids)
Biological process (GO): carbohydrate metabolic process
Molecular function (GO): hydrolase activity, hydrolyzing O-glycosyl compounds
Source: RefSeq, a predicted model, not a curated record
AUGCAUUGCCCUCUCGCCCUCGUGCUCCAGGUGGCGGCACUGUUAGCCUCAGGCGCCUCUGCAGCAGACUUGACCGGCCAGCGAACCAAGUACAACUUCAACUCCAACUGGAAGCUCUUUGUUGGUGACGACGAUGAUGCUUCCUCCAUCGACUUUGAUGAUGCUUCGUGGAGCAACAUUACUCUUCCUCACGCUUGGAAUGAGGACGAUGCCUUUAAAGUUUCCAUCGCCAAUCUUUCUACCGGCAUUGCCUGGUACCGCAAAACCUUUAGCGUCCCGGGCCCGACCGAGAAAGUCUUUCUCGAGUUUGAAGGUAUCCGUCAUGGUGGCGAAUUCUACUUGAAUGGAGAGUGGAUCGGGAGAAGCGAGAACGGCGUCAUGGCAUUUGGCUUUGAUGUCAGCAAUCUGAUUGUGGCUGAUGGAACCAACGUCGUCGCCGCCCGGAUUGACAACAGCUGGGAUUACCGAGAGGUUUCGACAAACUCGCGUUAUCAGUGGAACGAUCAAAACUUUUACGCCAACUACGGUGGCAUCAACAAGAAUGCAUACCUGCACACCACCAACAAUCUGUAUCAGACUCUCCCACUGUAUUCCAACCUGAACACAACCGGUGUGUACGUCUAUGCUCAGGACCAUGAUAUUGAGGCAGGAUCAGCCACUGUGAUGGCAGAGUCUGAGAUCAAGAACGAGUCCGAUGAAACAAUUGAAUUUGUCUUUGAGGCUAUCAUUAAAGAUCUCGACGGCAAGGUCGUUGGUCAAAUGCAUAGCGAUGCGUACACCUUGGAAAGCAAUGCAACAACAGUCGCCAAUGUCUCUUCUUCUGUUGAAGGCCUCAACUUCUGGAGUUGGGGCUACGGUUACCUAUACACAGUCCAGACAAGCCUCUUGGUCAAUGGAACAUCAGUGGACCAAGUACAAACAACUACCGGCUUCCGAAAGACCAACUUUGACGAUGGAUACUUCAAAUUGAAUGACCGAGCUCUCCACCUCAAGGGUUAUGCGCAACGCUCUACCAAUGAGUGGCCCGCACUUGGCUGUUCCGUCCCGGCUUGGCUCUCUGACUUUUCCAACGAGCUCGUCCUUGCUAGCCAUGGAAGUCUGGUGAGAUGGAUGCAUGUCACGCCGUGGAAGCAGGACAUUGAAUCGCUUGAUCGACUAGGUGUCAUUCAAGCUAUGCCGGCUGGUGAUUCCGAGGGUGAUGUGACUGGAGACCGAUGGACGCAACGCACCGAACUCAUGCGUGACGCGAUAAUCUACAACAAGAACAAUCCCAGCAUCAUUUUCUACGAGAGUGGCAAUCACGGCAUCAGCGAAGAGCACAUGCAGGAGAUGAAAGACAUUCGAGAUUUGUAUGACCCACACGGCGGACGGGCAAUUGGUGCACGAGAGAUGCUCAAUUCGACGGUGGCGGAGUACGGUGGUGAGAUGCUUUACAUUAACAAGGGUUCCAGGAUCCCUUUCUGGCAAAUGGAGUAUUCUCGUGACGAAGGCAUCAGGAAGUAUUGGGACAACUGGACCGUGCCCUACCAUCCCGACAAUCAAUACACUGUGGAGGGUGAUGGGUAUGACCACAACCAAGACACUCACGCCGUUGAGGAUGUUGUUCGUUGGUUCGACUAUUACGAGCAGCGCCCAGGACAGGGAACACGUGUCAAUGCUGGAGGAGUCAACAUCAUCUUCUCUGACAGCAAUACCCACCAUCGGGGCUCGCAGAACUAUAGGACGUCCGGCGAGGUCGACUCUCUCCGUCUGCCCAAGGAUGGGUGGUACGCACAUCAGGUCAUGUGGGACAACUGGGUCGACGUUGAGCGGGCUGCUAUUCGCAUCAUCGGACACUGGAACUACAAUGACACCACGGUCAAGGAUGUUUAUGUAGUUUCAACCUCUGACGAAGUCGAGCUCAAACUCAACGGAAAGUCUUUGGGUAAGGGCCAACAGAGCCACAGGUUCCUCUACACUUUUACCAAUAUCCAGUGGGAGUCGGGUGAUCUCGAAGCCUUUGGAUAUGCCGCAUCCUCCAGUGAGGCCGACGUCACUGACAAGCGUGUAACUACUGGUGAAGCUGCUUCGAUUCGUCUCACCUCGCAUACUUCGGCUUCCGGGUUUCAAGCUUCAGGUGCCGACAUUGCUCUCGUCGAGGUGGAAGUCAUUGAUGCCAACGGCACGCGUGUUCCAACUGCACUCGACUUGAUUGAUUUCAAACUUUCUGGCGAGGCGGAAUGGCGUGGAGGGAUUGCCGUGGGACAAGACGAUAACUACAUCCUUGCCACCUCUUUGCCUGUGGAGAAUGGCGUCAAUCGAGUUUUGCUGCGAUCCACCACGACUGCCGGCAAGGUUUCCCUGACGGCGACGGCCGACGGUCUCGAAUCCGCUUCAGUCGAGCUCAACACCAUAGAUUAUCCCAACACCAACGGCUUGGGGCUCGAGUUGCCAGGGGCGAAAAUGACGAGUCCUCUGAGCAGAGGUCCGACGCCCUCGGGAGCGUCCUUUGUGCGGGGCCGAAUAGCCCUGCAGGCCAAGUCCGUUACGGCAGGGUCAAACGAAGACGAUGCUGAGCUGUCAAUUGACGACGACGAGGAGACUGCCUGGUCCAGCGACAGCACUACUGAUACGGCCUGGAUCCAGUAUGAACUCGAGGAAGAGUCCGAGGUAUCAGAGGUUGUCCUGAAGUUGUCCGGCUUCCGCACCAAGGCAUAUCAUGUGGCAGUGGCGGUGGAUAAUACAACCGUCUGGUCCAAUACCACCUCUUUAAACCUAGGAUAUGUCACUUUGGCCUUUAAUGCGACCACAGGGCAGUCCAUUACACUCUCUAGUACCAGUGGAGCCCUUAACAUUAUCGAGGCAGAAUUUUAUACCGUGCUGUGA